AUGGGACUUAAGUUCACCGAGACUAGUGCAUUGUCUAAGGAAGAGAAGACUACUUACUGUCACGUCAAGAAUUUUCAGCUUGCUACCCGAAGACUUGAAGAGCUCAGUAUUGCUAUUGGGCCUCUCAAGACACUCCCGAGAGAGAGCACUAUGCUCCCAUCCUUUCAUGGGCUUGACAAUGAGGAUCCUUUCAAGCAUAUUGAUGAAUUUGUUGAGAAAAGUUCCACUGUAAAAAUUCAAAACUUUUCUGAUGAUGCCCUUAAGCUGAAACUUUUUCCCUUUUCACUUAAGGAUAGAGCCAAAGAUUGGCUUAAUUCCUUGGUAGAUGGCGAGCAAUUUCAUGAGACAUGGGAAAGGCUUAGUCAGCUUACUCGAAAGUGUCCCCACCAUGAAGUUCCUAAGUGGCAGUUAGUUCGUAUUUUUUAUGACGGGUUGUCUGAACGGCACCGUCAAAUGGUUGAUGCCUCUUGUGGUGGGACUUUUAUGCUUAAGACCCCGGACGAGGCAUGGGUGUUAUUUGAUAACCUGAGUAACAAUUCCCAACAACACGCCUCGGCCGCUAGAAAAGUUAAUAUGGUUGCCUCAAAUUCCCAACAGCAAAGAGGGAUUUCUGAGGUUGGGCACUCCAAUGAUCUCUCUAACCAAGUGGCUGCUUUGAACAAAAAAUUUGACCAGCUUCUAUCCCUUGGUCAAGUUCCUUCUCUGCCUUCAUAUUUUCAGGAGGCUUGUGCAAUUUGUUCGAGUCCUACUCACUUCGUGAGUGAGUGCCAUAUGGCUUCCCAAUUCCCCGAGUUUGUUCAAGAGCAUGUUAACGCUGCUCAAGGGUUUGCCAGACCCGGUAAUGAUCCUUAUUCUAAUACAUACAACCCGGGAUGGAGAAAUCACCCAAAUUUCUCUUGGAAACAACAAGCUCCGAGCAAUUCUCCUGCUCCACCCCAAAGGCCUAUGUUUACCAACUCUGCCAAUCCUUCAGCCCACCAUCCGACUCAAUCACUGCAGCCAUAUCAAUACCAUAAUACUCCUUCACCUCAAAGAAACUCUGAUUUUGAGGAUAAGGUGCUGCAAGCCCUCCAAGGGCUUGAGGCUACUUCUUGUAAACUUGAGGCAAAUACACAAACCGUCAACUCUCACACACAAUCCAUUUCAAAGAUAGAAGCCCAAAUGGGGCAGCUAGCUAAUGCACUCAGUCGACGAGAGGAGGGUAGGUUACCGAGUCAACCAAUAGGCAAUCUUAAGGGUCAGUAUGCCAUAGAGAAUGCACAAGUGAAUGAUCCUUACCAUGAGCAAGCCAAGGCAGUAGUGACCCUAAGAAAUGGGCGUGUGCUUGACACUAGACCUGAGGGCAACAAGGGUACUUUAGAAGAGUCUGUCACCAACUCCAAGAGUUCUGAGGCUACGAUAGACCAAUCACCGUUGAGAGAGGAUCCAUUCUCUCCUCCUCAAUCGAGCCCCACUCCGGCAUCCUAUGUACCCAAAGCACCAUUCCCUACCCGGCUUGACUCUCUUUCUCCUCUUGGUAAGAAAGGUGCUACCAUAGAAAAUAUGAUGAAGGUGUUCAAGCAAAUCCCUUCAUAUGCAAAAUUUCUCAAGGACCUUUGCACCCAAAAGCGCAAAACUCGGACUCAUGUGUCCAAAAAGGUCCUUCUCACCGAACAAGUGAGCUCUUUCAUCCAGCAUAACACUCCUCCUAAGCUCAAAGACCCAGACUUGGGAGCCAGUGUCAAUUUGCUCCCUUAUUCGGUUUACGAGCAAUUCGGGCUUGGUGAGUUGAAGCCCACAUCAGUCACCCUCCAAUUAGCUGAUAGGUCGAUUAAGGUGCCACGUGGCAUUAUAGAGGAUGUCCUUGUCAAGGUUGAAAACUUCUAUUUUCCUACUGACUUCAUAGUACUUGACACGGAACCAGUGCAUAACCUUAGGAAGCAAACACCUAUCAUACUCGGUCGGCCCUUCUGA
Molecule: messenger RNA, 1953 nt
Organism: Rhododendron vialii
Lineage: Eukaryota; Viridiplantae; Streptophyta; Magnoliopsida; Ericales; Ericaceae
Exons: 5
Coding region: 1-1953 (650 amino acids)
Source: RefSeq, a predicted model, not a curated record